This is a messenger RNA of Camellia sinensis, 577 nucleotides long. The record is from RefSeq and is a predicted model, not a curated record. NCBI's taxonomy places the organism in Eukaryota, Viridiplantae, Streptophyta, Magnoliopsida, Ericales, Theaceae.
AUGGGGAAAUCACAAUUUAGUGAUCAAAUUUCAGGUCGGUACUCUAACUGGGGCAGAGGCAUCAAUAAGUUUAGUACCGCUGUUGCAUUUGAGGAACCAAUCACACCGCCUGUUCAAAUAGAUUAUACCCAGCUUCUCAUCAAUGGACAAUUCGUGGAUUCAGCAUCAGGGAAAAAAUUUCCAACCCUGGAUCCCAGGACAGGAGAUGUGAUUGCUCAUGUCGCUGAAGGUGAGGCUGAAGAUGUCAACCAAGCAGUGUCUGCUGCUCGCAAAGCAUUCGACCAAGGACCAUGGCCAAAGAUGAUUGCUUAUGAAAGAUCACGAAUAAUGUUGCGGUUUGCUGAUUUGCUUGAGAAGCACAGUGAUCAUAUUGCGGCUCUUGAAACUUGGGAUAAUGGGAAGCCUUAUGAACAGGCUGCAAAUGAAGAAAUACCAUUGGUGUGGUAAAUAUAAGCUAAUUUGGCAUGGUAGAAAUAAACAUAUAUGCUAAUUUAGGUUGUGGUACAUAUGUCCUUUUUGUUAAUUAAUUUGGUUAGUCCUGUAUUAUGUAUGAAAUGAAAUUAUUGACGUUGGAUUA